AUGUGGCGACGUCUGGCAGUGGCGAGUCGGCCAAUUGGCCGAUCGCGGCCAUGUCUGGUCCGUGCCGUGGCUGAGCAGCGUCGCAGCUCACAUGCCACCCAACAAGCCUACUUUCGCCAAUCUUCCCGAAGCUCGCCAAGCGAGGGAUCUUUAGACCAAGUUGCACAGCACGUGGCAGCUGCAGAUGCAAAGGCUAUCCAACACUGGUUGCGCACCUGCGACACGGCCACCCGCAACAAGCUGGCUCAAGGCUUGGUCAGCCUGCUGGACGAAGCAGAUCGCAAAUCGAUAGACGGCAUUUUUCACACGAUUGACAAGAACAAGGAUGGCGUCAUCAGUGCCAGUGAGUUUACAGAGUGGUACGCUCACAAGACAGCUUCCAUCGUGUCAGAUCCACCUACCCGGCGUCAGCUAUGGUACGUGGGACUGGCCCAGAUGGUCCCAAUGAUUGGUUUCGGCUUUUGUGAUAACUUUAUCAUGAUCGCAGCUGGAGAGAGCAUCGAUGCUAGUAUUGGAAGUACCUUCCACAUCUCGACGAUGGCGGCGGCUGGCUUGGGCAACUUGAUCUCAGAUGUCGUCGGCCUCGGUCUAAGCAACACCAUUGAGCGUUUCUCCCAUCGCCUGGGCAUUCCGGACCCCGAGCUGAGCGACAACCAGCGUGAACACAAGCACACGCGCUGGACCUCGUCCAUUUUUAGCAUGUUGGGCAUCAUCCUGGGCUGUCUCUUGGGCAUGGUGCCCCUGCUGCUCUUUGAUGAAGAUAAGAAGGAGGCCAAGAAACUGUUUAACGAACUUGGAGGAGAAAGUAAGGGCUACCUGACCAUCAAUGACAUUCGCAAGGUCACCCGAGAACUCAACAUCACCGUCACUGAGGAGGAGCUUGAACGACUCUUGCGCAACAACGAUGUGAAUCAUGAUAGCAAGAUUCAAUUUGAAGAGUUUUACGCCAUUCUUCUACGUCUACGCCAAUAG
Molecule: messenger RNA, 972 nt
Organism: Monosiga brevicollis MX1
Lineage: Eukaryota; Choanoflagellata; Craspedida; Salpingoecidae
Exons: 9
Coding region: 1-972 (323 amino acids)
Cellular component (GO): mitochondrion
Molecular function (GO): calcium ion binding
Source: RefSeq, a predicted model, not a curated record